AUGGAUGAAAUAACUGAGGAAUAUAUAUCAUCAGUUGAAAAAGAAGCUGUUGAAAAUACGACAACAUCAGAACGAUUAUGUGAUAUGUGUCAUAAUGAAUCAUGGAAAUAUCGUUGCCCACGAUGCUCAUUUCGUACUUGUUCAUUACCAUGCUCUAAAGAACAUAAAGUAAAAUAUGAUUGUUCUGGUGAACGUCAGAAAUCAUUUGAUGUUAUCAAAAGGCUUGUUGAUUAUUCAUCAUCGGUAGCUGUUGAUGAUGAAAAAUUUCUCAAUUCCGUUACAACAUCACUGAACAGUGCUGCGAAUCAUUUGGCUCAUAUAAAUACUCCUGAUUCUACACAACAAUCAAAAGAAAAUGAAAGUAAGCUUGAAGUUCUUGCUGAUAUUGCAACAGAAGAGAUUACUGAGACUCAUCAUGAUGAACACUGCGCAAAUGAAUCAGAUGAUAAUGGCGGUAGAAGUGUAUUGGGUGGAACCAAUGAUGAGAAAGAAAUGUCACCAUCACAAUUGGAUGGUGGGACUGAGUUAACAGUAGAGCAUUUAGAACGGAAAGCUAUGGCUAUGAAACGUUACUUACUCAAUAAUGCUCAUCGAAGGCGCAUUUGGCUUACUGUCACUCCUGACAAAGAGGGUAACAGUUCUCGCCACGAGCAAUUUUCGGAUACUAUAUUCUGGACUAUAAGGAUAAUUUUUCGUCGGGAAGAGCAGAUUCAGGAUGUAAAACAAAUUAUUGAGAAUGAAUACACAGUGAAUAAUAUUCCGGAAAGUAUAUCCGUGACAACACUUGUGCGACAAUUCAUCAAACCCAAAUUGGUUGGACCAGUUGUUAGUAAGUCAGAUCUUGAUACCGAGAAGAUGGCACCUUUUCAGGAAGCUGGUAUGGAUAAGCUGAUGAUUUAUAUGCCUGUGCCUAUUGAGGGAAAAAAACGUUUUUAUGUAAUAGACAUGUCAAAAACAAUUCUGGAUAAUACACGAAAUCGUUUUAUUUUGGAGUAUCCAACUUUCAUCGUUACAUUAGAUAAUCAAUUUAAUGAUUAUGUCAUGCUCAGCGAGCAAGAAGCACGAGAACUUCGAGAAUUACAAAGGCAAAAAAAUCGCGAGGAAAAUCAAAAUAAUUUCCGCGGAAGAGGUCGCUUUGAUAAUGGGAGAUUUAUGUCUCGUGGCCGAGAUAUAAAUCGAGGUGGACGAGGUGGCGGUAGACGGGGAGGAUUUAAAAGGUCAUAUAAUUCACCGGAUAGUAGGGGUGGUCGAGGAUCAGGAAGACCAUGGAAGUGUGGUCGACCAUUUCGAGGUGGCUAUCAUCAGAACCGUGAUUUCCAUGAAAGGAAUAAUGAUGGACGAGGUACACUGGGCACUCCAAGUGAUUAUCGUUCAUCAAUUGCCCCACAAGCAGAUCCAAUUAUGGAUGCUUGGUCAAAAGCCCUUGAAAGCAAAACAAAAAAGGAAAUUCCUUCAAAUAUCAACAAUUCAAGCGAAGUUCAAGCCAUUUCAUGA
Brugia malayi is the source of this 1494-nucleotide messenger RNA. It is a transcript of the gene Bma-zhit-3, whose product is annotated as HIT zinc finger family protein. The coding region runs from base 1 to 1494 and encodes 497 amino acids. The record is from RefSeq and is a predicted model, not a curated record. Gene Ontology annotation, cellular component: nucleus; pre-snoRNP complex. Gene Ontology annotation, biological process: maturation of LSU-rRNA from tricistronic rRNA transcript (SSU-rRNA, 5.8S rRNA, LSU-rRNA); box C/D snoRNP assembly; snoRNA localization. Lineage: Eukaryota; Metazoa; Nematoda; Chromadorea; Rhabditida; Onchocercidae. The transcript has 8 exons.